AACUAUCGGUGUUUCAUGCUUGUUGUUGCACCCGGACCAAAUAAAAUGACGCACCAUGGAUCCCGGUGUGGGAAACAACGUGAAGGCCGUCAGGAGGAGUAAAGAGGAGAAGAAAGUUCUCAAAAGACAAAUUAAAGCCAGCCACACUUUGCUGAAACAUGAAGGCAUCAGUACAGCAUCGCAGCCUACCAAGCUAGGAUUUCCUGAAAAAGUAAAGGAAUGGAAAUGUAUGUGGGAAUCUCAGAAGAAUUAUGAAGAAACUGGAACUUUCUCUGAGAGCUUGGUGGUGGCUAAUGGCGGCCUGGGGAAUGGCGUCAGUCGGGAGGAGCUGUCUGCAGUCCUGAAAGAGAUGGGAGAGCUGGAGACGCUGAUCAUGCACCCUCACAAGCCCUACGCCUUCGUCACAUACAGAUCUGAAGAGUGUGCUCGGAAAGCCCACAUCCACCUGAAUGGAGAAAAGCUGCAGUGUGGAGGGAACAGUGUCACACUCUACCUCAGUUUUGUUGACUCAGUAACCUGUGAAGAGGAGCCGUCCGUUCCCCUGCCAGAGGGAUUAGUCCUAGUGGAAGAUUUUGUGUCUCCGGAGGAAGAGGCUCUGCUGCUUGGUGCCAUUGAUUGGUCCUCUGCUAACGAUGAUAUCACUGCCCAAAAAGCUCUGAAGCACAGGCGAGUCAAACAUUACGGCUUUGAGUUCCGUUACGACAACAACAACGUGGACAAGGACAAGCCUUUACCUGCAGGUAUCCCUCAGGAGUGUCUACCUGUUCUGGAGCGGUGUGUGAAGAACAAACACAUCAACAUCAUGCCGGACCAGCUGACUGUCAACCAGUAUGAGUCUGGUCAAGGUAUUCCUCCUCACGUGGACACUCACUCUGCCUUCGAGGACACCAUCAUGUCACUGAGCCUGGGGGCGCAGACAGUGAUGGAGUUCCGUCACCCUGAUGGUCGUCUUGUACCCGUCGUGUUGCCUGGACGGAGCCUCCUGGUGAUGAAGGGCGAGAGCAGAUACCUCUGGACACAUGGGAUUACUCCUCGGAAAUUUGACACGGUGCCAGCCUGCGACCCACAAUCCCCUGCUCUUACAUCGCCAGACGUCAGGACCCGCAGCAACCUCACUUUGAGCAAGAGGGGCACCCGCACUUCUUUCACUUUCCGAAAGAUCAGACAUGAGCCCUGCCGCUGUGCCUUCCCUUUUGCCUGCGACAGUCAGGGAGCCCCCUCAACAUCUCCACUGUCUCCCCCCUCGCUGCCCCGUUGCCAUGACGACGCUGCUCAACUCGAGGAGGAGUAUGUUCACCGGGUGUACGACGCCAUCGCCUCCCACUUCAGCAGCACUCGCCACUCCCCCUGGCCUCGUGUUUGCCACUUCUUGUCCUCACUCCCGCCCGGCAGCGUGCUGGCGGAUGUGGGCUGUGGAAAUGGGAAAUACCUAGGUGUCAACACGGAGGUGAUUGCUAUUGGUUGUGACCGUAGCAGCGCUCUGAUCCAGAUCUGUGCAGAGAGAGGUUUCCAGGCUUUUGUAUCUGAUGCUCUCAGUGUUCCGCUGCGUUCAGCCACCUGUGAUGCCUGCAUCUCCAUCGCUGUCAUACACCACUUUUCCACACAGGAGCGUCGACUAGCAGCAGUGAGGGAGCUGGUGAGACUUCUGAAGCCUGGAGGUCGAGCUCUCAUCUACGUUUGGGCUUUUGAACAAGAGUACAACAAGCAGAGGUCCAAGUACCUCAAAGAGCAGAACAAAGAGCCUCCUGAGAACCACAGCCCCACUAACAACGCAUCCGAAGACAGCCACAAGCCUGUAGACAACAUACAAGAUGUAAGCAAAGUGACUGAUGGCAAGCUCAGUGUUCAUACCAACCGGACGUCCUUCAACACCCAGGACCUGUUGGUUCCCUGGCACCUGAAAGAAGGGAAGAGACGAGGGGAGGAGGAAUCAGGAGAAGGUGUUAAGAAGGAGAAAAGGAAAGAGAGGUCCAAAAAGUCUUCAGGAAACUCCUGCUCAGCUGAUCGUUCGAGUUCUUCAACCAGAUCAGACUGUAACCCUGAUCCCUGCCCGAGUUUUGACUCCGACAUGACUUCUGGAUCAGUUCAGGAAACAAGUGAUGCCACACACAGCCCAGACUCUAAACCCAGUCCAAAUAAUGACUCCACUCAUACCACCACCUCUGCUUCAAAGUCGGAAAGCAGCCCAGUGCCUGUUUUUCACCGCUAUUACCACGUGUUCCAGCAGGGGGAGCUGGAGCUGUUGUGUGGUCAGGUAUCUGGAGUCAAGGUGCAGAGCAGCUACCACGACCAGGGAAACUGGUGCGUUAUAUUAGAGAAGGACUCAGUAGAGAUGAACUGACACACUAAUGUAAAAUUAUUUAGCUACAAAUACAUAAUUGAACAAGAGAGUUAAUGCACUGUGAUAUAAAACCAAAUUAAAUGAUAUUUUGUUUGACAAGUGCCAUGAAAUAAAUGCUAGAACGAAACGUC
Acanthopagrus latus (yellowfin seabream) is the source of this 2472-nucleotide messenger RNA. RefSeq names its product alkB homolog 8, tRNA methyltransferase (gene alkbh8). The transcript is spliced from 13 exons. The record is from RefSeq and is a predicted model, not a curated record. Gene Ontology annotation, biological process: tRNA wobble uridine modification. Gene Ontology annotation, molecular function: tRNA binding; S-adenosylmethionine-dependent methyltransferase activity. Bases 56 to 2341 code for a protein of 761 amino acids. Lineage: Eukaryota; Metazoa; Chordata; Actinopteri; Spariformes; Sparidae. Gene Ontology annotation, cellular component: nucleus; cytoplasm.